Molecule: messenger RNA, 3416 nt
Organism: Podarcis muralis (Common wall lizard)
Lineage: Eukaryota; Metazoa; Chordata; Lepidosauria; Squamata; Lacertidae
Source: RefSeq, a predicted model, not a curated record
AUAAUCGUAAGGGCCACCCAAUUUCUCUCUGUGUCUUUGUCCCUUCCCCUCCUCCAUCCCCCAAGGGCUGCCAGGGAAGGGACAGAAUGCUCUUGCUGACAGUCUGAACCGUUCACUUACAGAGGGCUUUCGAAAUUAGGUUGCAGACCGCAGGGUUCCCACCUCUGGAGCCACAUACUUGUUUGAGUGCAGUGUGAUUCCUCUGGCACUUUGAAUACGCCCUUUAGUUGAGCCACACAAUGCUCUGGGUUCCACGACUGCAAAGAGGGCAUUGUGAUCUCUGCGGCAGGAGAACAGAACCCACGUUUUUGCAUUGUUGUGCACUGAAACUGGCUGCAUUCCACCUCUUUGGGGCAGGAAAGAAACAUGAGACCGAUGUGAAACUUCUUGCUUUAUUUGGCUACUGAACCAGUGGCCUCUCGUAUUCACCAUUACGUGAUUUGAGAUAGUGCCAUAGAAAGCAAUUCAGGAAGUUAAUGUUAUCUCCUGGUGGAUUAUACUAUGUUACAAUAUGUUUUUGGUAACAACUUCCCUCCUUCAUCUCUGAGGCCGGCAAGGAGUCCAUUGUUUUGAUUUCCUCUGUUUCAGAAUGGUGAAAAGUGCUUUACGCUCCAAGGAUGAAAUAACAUCCUAAAUGGUUUGGAGGCUGCAGUCUUUCAAGGGUUGCCUCGCCUUCUGCAUGUGCCUGUCCCACCCAGUGUGGUAGAUGCUCCAAAAACUUUGAGGUGUGGCGAUCAGAACCAUAUACAGUAUUCCAAGUGUAUCCACUAAUUGCUGGACAGAUUACUGCUGUGUCAUUGAAAUGCUGCCCAAACUGACAAGCCUGUUGAAAGGGAGAGUCAACUCAGCUCCUACCCAAAGAAAUGGCUCCUUUUUCCUUCCUGAGAACACCUGCUGGGAUCAAGAUGACGACAGCUGCGCCCUUGUCUGAGGAUUCUGUGUCUUCAACAGAUGCAGCCACAAAGUCUCAAGAACAAAUUCUCUAUCAGAGUUCUGGAGCGAUUGUGGCGGCCAUUGUAGUUGGCAUCAUAGUUAUAUUCACGGCAGUUCUCCUCUCGCUGAAAAUGUAUAAUAGACGCAUGAGGACAAAGCGGGAGCUGGAACCGAAGAACGCCAAAGCCACAACCCCUUCCACGCUGGGGCAGGACACCAGUAGUCCCAGUCGCACCACAACAGUGACGUUCGUCCCCAUGGACAUCCAAAUGCCCAACAGAAGGCCCUGAGGCAUGAGUGCCACAGAGGAUGACAAAUCAGACCCAAACAUGGGCCUUACAGGCUCUGGUAAGACCUGUGAUUUGUCAACAUAAAGGAAGUUAAAGACUGGAGCUGCUAACUGGAGUUGCACUGUGACCAGCUCUCCAUGUUUCUGUUUCUUUAAGAAAGGAAAAGACCGAGAUCCUCAGGACAAUGGAUGUCACCCAGUUGCAAGAGUGGCGUCUUGUCUCUACAGCUGUGGAUACAUAAGGGUAGUUGUUGGCAAGGCUGCCCCCGUAGUUGGAUCGAGAGAUGCCCUUCCACCGUUUUCUGCUGCUUCACAUUAGGCUCCCCAUGGCCAUGGAUUCUGAGCGGUCCUUUGCUGGUUGGAGAUUCUGAAGAGGCAAAGGGGACUCCCAUCCACCCAAGGCCGUCCAUACUGUUAGGCGGAGUGAAGUGGCUGCCUUAGGCGGCAGGUGCUGAGGGAUGUGGAGUGGGAGCAAGGUAUUCGAGGGCAGAGCUGUGACACAAAACACAGCCUUCGCAGCAUCCCCCAAACUAGCCUGCUCCUCGCAGGUGCUAGUGUCAGGAAUUUAAGGUAGGGUAGGAGGAAAUGGCCUUCUCCUGUUCGUUUCCCAUGAGAAUGAUGCAGGGAGCUGUGGUAAAUCAGUUUUCAAAGCCUCCUCGUGCCCCAAAUUAAAGAGAAGUUUAUACCUUCAGUGGCAUCGCUCCACUUCAGAUUGAGUGCUAGGAAGAUGCUUGGCUGACUCUUUUCCUGUGUUCAAGGAGCUGUGCUUUGUCUUUUUCCCCCUUGUAUGGGGAGCAUUUGAACAUUUGACCUCUUACAAGGAGAAGAGAAAAGGCCACCUAAUUGAUCAGGGUAGCUGGAGCAACUCUCCUGUGAGGAAGUUAGCAUGCUUGGGGCUUAAAUACUUUAGUGGGGGCAAAGGCAAUGUAGGCCAUUAUAGAGGUAUUUAAAUUAUGCAUAGUGUGGAGAAAGAGAAGUUUUAUUUCCUCUCUCCUAACACUUGAACCUGGGGGCAUCUAAUGAUGCUGAAAGGUGGGAGAUUUAGCACAGAUAAGAUGACAGACUUCUACGUACAAUGCAGUUAAAUUCUGGAAUUCAUUACCACGACAUCUGGUGAUAGCCACCAAUUUCGACAGCCUUAAAAAGGGAUUAGGUAAAUUAAUGGAGGAUCAUAGAAUCAUAGUGUUGGAAGGGGACCCAAGUGUCAUCUAGUCUAACCCCCUGCAAUGCAGGAAUCUCAUGCCUGUUAGUUUCCCCUUUUUAGUCUCCAUGUUGCCCUAGUAGAACUCAGCAAGAACAAGGAUGGGGACAAAACGAGAAUUGAUUGGCUUUGCCUGUGACUGGCUCUGGCUCCAGCUACUGUUGGCAUCCCUGCUUUCAAUGGGCACCAGCCACCACUGGAUCUGCGGUCAGGAUAGGGUAGAAUUUGAUUCAGUUAGCCCAGGCUUCCUCAACCUUGGCCCUCCAGGUGUUUUUUUGGCCUACAACUCCCAUGAUCCCUAGCUAGCAGGACCAGUGGUCAGGGAUGAUGGGAAUUGUAGUCUCAAAGCAUCUGGAGGGUUGAGGUUGAGGAAGCCUAAAGGCAAACCCACCUAAUUUGUAUUUUCUAAAAUACAAGAACCAAAACACAGCCAACCUUCAAAAUUCUAUGAAUUUUGUAGUGCAGCUCUGCAGCUGUGUACUGUGCAUAAUAAUUCAUUUAUUGGGGUAAAGUGUGCAUAAAAUGUGUAUGCUAGUGAGAAUAACAUACAAAAAUGCAUUAGAGCAUUUGUGUAUAUUGGGUAAAAUUGCAUACAGACGGGCAUAUUAGGAGAAAUUCACACAAUAAUGCUGAUGGAUUUUCAUGAGGCCUUUACAAAAGAAAAAUAUAACCAGAUGUGGAAAACGGAAUUUAAGAUUGGAAAAAUAAAAACCAAGAGAAAUUAAAAUCGACAGAUUCACCCAUCCCUAAUCUGAGAUGGUUGUGUGAGCUGAACACAAUUCAGCAUGCUUUAGGCUGCAGUCACUUCCUAGGAUAUGACACCUCUUGAUCUACACAAGGUUUACUUCUGAGUAGACAUGUGUAGGCUUACACUGCAAACAUAUUUUACCAUUCACGUGUCCAUAAAUUAUGUGAUUUGUGACCCACCUAAAAAAGGAGCAUGCCACAUCCUUCUGCUGAAAUUCUAAAAUAAAGAGAAUCUCAGAAGUAAAA